CCCGCUAUCCUCUACUACCUUGAAUCUGCUCUCCUACGCUUUCGCGCUGGGUCAAGCUUCUCAAUCAAAGCCUUUUCACAAGAAUAAUCAAGUCCUCUAGAUCUCAUCGCUGUCCACAGCCAUUUGGUCGCCCAUCCGACUUGGAGCCUUUCUCGUGACGGCACUACUUCGAAUAUCGAGCACAACGACAGAAUACUAACAGAACACGCCAAACAUCCAGGAACCUUUCGAUAGAGUCUCUUGGAGCUCUCAUCACCUCUUCCCUCGGUGCGCCAAGUUGCACCCGUUGGAGAUUUACAAUUCGUUUUAUCACGAUACCCCACAUACACUACUCAAAAUGGCCACUGCAUCGGUAUCCACCCCCAUCAAGUCCCACAAGGGUCUCUUUUCUUCCCGCACCGCCGGCGGUCGCAUGCCUCUCACACCUUCGCCCCGUCAGCAUUCCGCCUCCGUCUCGGUGAACCUGAACUCUUCCCCCUUCACCCCUGAGAAGCAGUCUGGCAGCGACGCCUACCGCGCAUCAGGCAAGUCAACCUAUGGUGGCAACCUCACUGCCCACUUGGCUAGAUCCACCACCACCAAGUCGUCUCACCGCGACUCUCCCAAGUCCAACAUUGCCAGGGGCGUUUCAACUCCUCGCAGAGCUCUCGAGCUUGGCCUGUCCGAUUUCGCUUUGACCAGCUCCGGAACCUCCAAGACACCUUCCAGCGCCAAGUCCAAGAAAACCUCUCACAGGCAAAAGACCAGCAAGACGACUGUCAACUAUGGCGGUGACCGCUUCAUCCCCAACCGCAGCGCAAGCUCUGCUAUUUCCAACGCCGGCAGCAGCAAGCUCGACCGACCCGACAAGCGCUCAAAGGCCAGCGUGAGCGAAGCAUCCAACGUGCUUUCAUCCGCAACAGAGGAUGCCAUCGCUGCCCUCGAGGGUCUCAACAUUGAGGACGAGGAGCCUUCCACGUACUCUCGUCCUUCUCCCAACACGGUUGCAUACCAAGAUUCUCUCGCAACCGCUUGCGGAGUCAGCCUCAACACCCGCAUCCUGCAAUUCAAGCCUGCGCCCCCCGAAUCUUCCAAGCCCAUCGACCUCCGCCAGCAGUACAACCGCCCUCUCAAGCCUGCGAGCGCCACAUCAGCCCAAUUUCGCCGUCGCGUUGCCACUGCUCCUGAGCGUGUUCUCGAUGCUCCUGGUCUGAUUGACGACUAUUACCUCAACCUUCUCGACUGGAGCUCCGGCAACCAGGUUGCCAUCGGCCUUGAACGCAACGUCUACGUCUGGUCCGCAGACGAGGGAAGUGUCAGCUGCCUCCUUGAAACAAGCCCCGACACGUACGUCAGCAGUGUUAAGUGGUCUGGCGACGGUGCGUAUGUCGGUGUUGGUCUUGGCACCGGUGAGGUUCAGAUCUGGGACGUAGCCGAGGCCCAGAAGGUCCGUAGCAUGUUCGGUCACGAUACCCGGGUCGGUGUUAUGGGCUGGAACAAGCACCUUCUGUCCACUGGUGCUCGCAGCGGACUGGUCUUCAACCACGAUGUCCGCAUUGCCGAGCACAAGGUUGCAGAGCUGGUCUCUCACACUUCAGAAGUCUGCGGUCUGGAGUGGCGCUCGGAUGGCGCACAACUGGCCACUGGAGGCAACGACAACCUCGUCUCUAUCUGGGACGCCCGCUCGCUCUCUGUGCCCAAGUUCACCAAGACCAACCACAAGGCUGCUGUCAAGGCCCUUGCGUGGUGCCCCUGGAACAUGAACCUUCUGGCUACGGGUGGUGGCUCUUAUGAUCGCCACAUCCACUUCUGGAACUCCACUUCUGGUGCUCGCGUCAACAGCAUCGACACUGGCUCCCAGGUCACCAGCCUGCGAUGGAGCCCUCACUACCGUGAGAUUGUCAGCUCUAGCGGCUUCCCCGACAACUCCCUGAGCAUCUGGAGCUACCCUACGUUGGUUCGCAACGUCGAGAUCCCUGCACACGAGAGCAGAGUCUUGCACAGCUGCCUCAGCCCUGACGGUCAGAUGCUUGCUACCGCAGCUGCCGAUGAGAGUCUGAAGUUCUGGAAGGUCUUCGAGAAGAAGGCCGGUGCCAGUGCCGGUGUUGGCAGCAGCACAUCUUCGGCCAAGGCAGACAUGGUCAAGCAGAUGACCAUCCGGUGAACGGUCCACCAUCGACCAAGCCUGGCGAAUGUCGGUCAAACGACGUCAAUAAAUGUAGGUAUAUCUCCUCUGGCAUUUGUCGGUCAUGGGUUCCUGGCGGUUGGGGUCAUCUUCAGCGAGGAGUUUGGUUUUAUUGCAUCCGACUCUACGUGGCACGAAAGGGCUUCUCCACGGGAAACGAAAUUGCUUGGUCAUGAGUAACGACAGAAG
Messenger RNA from Colletotrichum scovillei, 2353 nucleotides. Its product is annotated as WD domain-containing protein. Bases 338 to 2143 code for a protein of 601 amino acids. Gene Ontology annotation, molecular function: protein binding; anaphase-promoting complex binding; ubiquitin ligase activator activity. Gene Ontology annotation, biological process: anaphase-promoting complex-dependent catabolic process; positive regulation of anaphase-promoting complex-dependent catabolic process; positive regulation of ubiquitin protein ligase activity. The transcript is spliced from 2 exons. Gene Ontology annotation, cellular component: anaphase-promoting complex. The record is from RefSeq and is a predicted model, not a curated record. Lineage: Eukaryota; Fungi; Ascomycota; Sordariomycetes; Glomerellales; Glomerellaceae.